This is a messenger RNA of Penicillium malachiteum, 525 nucleotides long. RefSeq lists its product as uncharacterized. The coding region runs from base 1 to 525 and encodes 174 amino acids. The transcript has 2 exons. The record is from RefSeq and is a predicted model, not a curated record. Lineage: Eukaryota; Fungi; Ascomycota; Eurotiomycetes; Eurotiales; Aspergillaceae.
AUGAACUUUCUGGUUUUUCCUCCUGCUUACGGUCAUCCUGCUCAAAAUGGCGCGAUCGCGGUUGGUCUUUAUGCCGUAACUGGAGAAGUUGGUAUCGAAGCCGGUACUAUCGUUUGUGUAGAGGAGAAUGGGCCAAUCAGUCUGGGUAUUCCCAUCGUCUUCCAACACUAUCUCCCUCAAAAUCCUCCCAGUCAUCAAUUUGCGUCUGAAUCCAUACUCUUUCAAGGCUCCAGUUCAGUGAUCAACAAGAAUGCAACCACCAGAGCUAUCGCUCUUGCCAGGAUCACUCUCGCCAGGUUUAUCCUUUUGAUGAUUGUGAUCAUCGCCCUCGCCAGAAUGCUUAUCCUCGGUGUUGUCUUCAAAAUUUUCAUCACCCUCGUCUUCCGAAGCAGCGCCAGAUCCACUUACAACCCGGAAAUCCGCAAGUCUAGUAUGAGAAUGCCCACAGGUGGAGGCUCCACUUGCAUGAAGGCCACCUCAAUCGCCUGGGCACGGCUGCAGCAGCGAAUCAAGCGCUCAUUCUGA